This is a messenger RNA of Saccostrea cuccullata (small rock oyster), 3582 nucleotides long. RefSeq lists its product as uncharacterized. The transcript is spliced from 3 exons. The record is from RefSeq and is a predicted model, not a curated record. The coding region runs from base 122 to 3469 and encodes 1115 amino acids. Lineage: Eukaryota; Metazoa; Mollusca; Bivalvia; Ostreida; Ostreidae.
AACGUUGGAUAGCCAUAACGACAGUGCAUUUCUUGAAGAGGCUGGUACAGAGAGUCACAUAGUUUUUUCAGAAGCAAAGAUUAACAAAGAGACAAAAAAAAGAUUCAUAAAAACAGAGUACAUGUACUUUCAUAUGGCCAUUGAAAAGCUGAAGAAAACUGACAUGAUCCUUCUCACAGGAAACCCUGGCGACGGACAAUCAAACGUGGCAUAUCAUUGUGUGAAGCAACUGUCACAAACACCAUGGGUUGUAUAUACUCUAGAGGAUUUAUUUAAAAUCGGUCCACAAAACAAUUUAGCAAUACUGGUUGAUGGUACAUUUGACCAAAUUUCAACGUCGAAUGAUGCAAAAGAAAUGCUUCAAAGGCUUUCCUUCAUUAGAGGCCGCAAUGACUCCAACAAGAUUAUAGUAGUGAUGCAAAAAGAGGUCCUUAAUUACUUGAGAAACAAAAUACGUGAUGCAGAAUGGUUGCCUGAAAAUGAAAUUAUUGAUUUUUCAAAAAUACAUUUAUCAAACGAGCUAUCAUUGAAAUUUUCUGACAAAUUACAAAGGACAGAAACAGAAGAUACAUCUGCGGUUCAGAAUUCCUAUUUUAAGAUGUCCUGCUCUGAUAACUCCCAGCCAAUUGAAACACAGCAAGAAUGCUUUAAUACGAAAUUGAAAAUUUACAAAAAACAUUUUAGAAACAUGGAACAGAUGCCUUUCAUGGUGCUUUCCUUUAUUGCAAUGAACGGUGUUUUGAAUAUCAGAUCUUUUCAAAGGGGCCUUCCUGACGAAAAAUUCCUUGAAAAUCUAUCAAUACUGCUUGGCACAAAAUGUAUGAGGACACAAGCAAAUUUAAUGUAUGAACUAGCACAGGCUUUCGAGGGCGUAUACUUGUCGUACGAGAGUCGGUAUCGUGGCUACUUUUAUGUAAGUAAGUGUAUUCACGAUGCAAUUUGCAGUGUUCUAUUUGAAAAGAAUCCAUGGAAAUUCAUUGAAAUGUGUUCCUUAAGACAUUUAUUGGAAAUAUCCGCAAAUGUUGAGCGCAAAAAAUAUAUCUCCAGAGACAUAAUAAAAUGUAUCAUAUCACGAAUUCUUUGGGAGCUGAAAGUUAAUCCGUCAUCUGAACUAUUUCAAUCCCUAUGGAAAUUUGAUAUUUGGGAAGAUGAAAUCUUUCUCGAACUUAUAGGCAACAGGUUUUCCCUUUCUGUACAAAAUAUGAGCGAGACUCUACAAAAAGAAUUCUUUAGUUUUAGUAGAACAAAUAAAAAUACACCCCUUAUUUCGUUCUUGUUUUUCAAUAUCCCUGAGAUAAUAUUUAAACGAGUAAGUAACAUACGCCCUAUUCGAAUGGAAAUAGCUCUGGACGAAAAUCGCCAUGGAUCCUCAGACAUAGAAUUGUGCAUAAAUAGAUUUGAAUCUUCAAUAAAAUAUAAGCCAGAAUUUCGAUGUUUCAGAAGACAUUUGAAAAGAGCUCACUCUGAAGAGACUUUAUCAAAGUAUUUAGUCCUGAAUCCCAGCAAUCCUUUGUUCUGUAUUCAAAACAAACCAAUUUCUAGGUGCUCCAUUUGUAGAUUAGAUUUAGCUCUAGAUACACAAUUAAAAUUUGAUAAAGAAAGAUUUAAAUCAUUUAACGUUUUGUUCUCAGAAAUGAACGAAUACAAAGAAUUGACAUCACACAAUAUCAUAUGUGAGUUCUUUGGAUCCCAGGCAAAAAUUAACACAUUUGGACACAGUUUAAUAGAAGAGAAACUUAAAGCGGAAAAUGAAAAAUAUAUAUUAGGAGGUGUUCACGUAUUAGGUUCAGAGGGACUAAAUUGGUUGAAGACGGCCUUCCAUAAAGCUGUUCAAUACGGGGGAAACGGAAAAAGGGAGAUUAUGAGAAACAUAGUCAUAAAAACAUUUGUUCGCAGUCAUGGAAACAAAUGCAAAAUUAAUUCUAUAUGGAUUGGUAAAAGUUGUUUAGGGAAUAAAAAGGCAGAAGAUACUCUUGUAGUGAUACACAAAUCAGAAGAGCGAGUUGAUUUACCUACAACAUUUCUUGGACUCUCCUUGAUUGUUAGAAGUCACAGAGAAGUAAGCACGGAAGCAAAAAGUUUGCUGACACACGAGUUAAAAAGUCACUCAAAGAUUUUAGAUAUAAAAGAUGGAGAAAUAACUAAUCUUUUGAAAUCUCAUAGUAAUAUUACCCUUAUAAGUACUUCAAGUGUGCGAUCCAAAAAAUAUGGAACGGCUCUCCAGGAAGUGGAAUAUACUCCUUGUAUUGUAAUUUACUGCAUGAUAAAGGGAGUUAUUCCCGAUGGGGAAUCCAAAUUUCCAUCAGAAAUUGGCGGACAUCCUGUAGAUGUUCGUGAAGGAUUUUGUAGUUUUGCAAAUAACGCUAAACCAUUGCAAAUCGGUGACAAAAUAUAUUCCGAUAAAUCUAUGCAAUAUGGAACUUUAGGUGGAUUUGUUGAUAUCGAUACAAAUUCAAAAGGUUUUAUCACCUGUGCCCAUGUUUUGUGUCCCGUGGAAAUCUUGGAACGUGGAAAUCACUCUCAUUACUUUCGAAGACAAGAGCAUUACGUCUUUGAUACUUCAAAAAACGAAUCACGGGAUGAACCGAUUGGAACUGUUCUGCGGGGAGUUAUUGACCAUAAUGAUCCAAAUAAAGUGAGUGUUGAUGCAGCUAUUGUCAAAAUUACGACGAGGUGUCCAGAAAAUGGAAAAUUCCCUAAUCAAGGCAGGAUGCAAUUAAAGCAAUUAGAACAAGCUGGAUUUACAGAUGCACAAAUCCCUAAUUUUUCCAAUGGAGAGAUAGGUUUUAUUACGACUUCCAAUAUGAAAGAUUGCGUGAUAAAGUUUGGAGCAAAGAGUGGCUUGACGGUUGGUUUUCUACGCAUGGAAAAUGCGCAUGCUAUGAUUACGAAAGAAACAAACAUUGUUUUAAGAUAUUCUACUAAUUCAGAUGACGCAUUCAAAUUUAAAUUAUUCAAACAAUAUGAAGUAUUUCCAAUGAUAGAUGAGAAUACUAAAAAUUCGCCAUUCUUUGAGAAAGGUGAUUCUGGGGCAUUUAUUUUCAUGAUCACAAAAGAAAAUCCUCCAAGACUGAAAUGCAUCGGUUUGGGUGUAGCAGUUACAUCACAUGGAUCUUGUAUAAUGACGCCCAUUGAAGAGGUUUUACAAAGCUUGAAACUCGGUGAGGAAAGUCUGUCUAAAUUUCAGUCGGAAGAAAGCGAUGGAGAGGAGAACGUUUCAAAUAUGGUGGGACUUGAUACUAUUCAGAAUAUGAUGACCAACAUGACAGAAAUACUGACACAAAAUUUCACCUCGCAAUUCGACGAAAUCCGUUCUGAUCUCCAAACUAAUGGAGAAUCGGUGAAAGAGUUAAAAAAUGCAAUGAAAACUACAAAUACAACUCUUGAAAAUAUUCAACAACAAAUGGACAAGAGUAGCCAAGAUAUGAAGGAAAUAAAGGAACGUGUUUCAGAACUUGAAACCAAAUGAUAAAUUUCUUACUAUUCGUGCAGAAAUCCAUUCUUGUUCGAGCAUAUUUAGCCAAAAACAAUUUUAAGCGCGAAGAGAUUUUUUUGUACAGGUUUGAAAUUUUAGUUUAUCUU